Messenger RNA from Cyprinodon tularosa, 3559 nucleotides. Its product is annotated as glial cell line-derived neurotrophic factor-like. The record is from RefSeq and is a predicted model, not a curated record. Gene Ontology annotation, biological process: negative regulation of neuron apoptotic process; positive regulation of branching involved in ureteric bud morphogenesis; peripheral nervous system development. Bases 387 to 1145 code for a protein of 252 amino acids. Gene Ontology annotation, molecular function: receptor tyrosine kinase binding; glial cell-derived neurotrophic factor receptor binding; growth factor activity. The transcript has 2 exons. Lineage: Eukaryota; Metazoa; Chordata; Actinopteri; Cyprinodontiformes; Cyprinodontidae.
AACUUUCUCAAAACAUAAUUCCACUACUACAGGGAGCAACAGUGGAUCAGGGUCAGCCUUGGAUAUGAACGCCAGCCCUCUGGGUAUCUGCAUGGGGAGGAGACAGAAGGGCCACUAGACGUCAGCACCUUUCCACAUCCAUCCAGCUUCUGUUCGGCUGCUCUCUGUUAGAGAUUCGCCUUCCCAAAAGGAACCUACGAGAGAGAUUUUAAACGAACUCAGGCUGUUAUUUUUCUUAUGCAUUUUGCAGAGAAACUCUGAAGAAACUUUGUGUUCUGCAUCUUCCUGUAUCACCUUCAAAACAUUUUUUUCUAUGUUCAUUUUCAUCAAAUGAGACUCUCGGAUUGCACAUCGCGCCAUGUCCUUCUGUCGAACUGAAGUGGACCAUGAGGUUAUGGGACAUCCUGAUCACUUGUUUGAUUCUGCACAGUGCAGGCAGGCUCAGCUCUCCUAUCCGGGGCCAACAGCGGUCUGCGUCUGCAGAGAGUCCCCUGGAGGCCCCCCCGGUUCAGCUCCGCUGGCCCCUCAUCUCUCCGGACAUUAACCCUGCAGAGGCAGCAGGCGAACUGGACUCAGGAGAAAAAUAUUCCAUUGAAGAGCUUAUCCAAAAUGAUAAAAAUGCUAUGGAUUUCAUCAAAGUAGUGAUCAAUAGAGUGCGCCGAUCCUCCUCAGCAGAGUCUUUCUCUACCUCCUUCUCUUCCCACCUCAGCGAAAACUGGAUCCGGAGGACUCGGCACAGAAGGAAGAGGAAGAAGGGAGCAAAGCUGAAGAGAGGCAAAGAGGAGAAAAUAGAAAAUAAAGGAGUCAAAAUGAGUGGGAGGAUUGGAAGAGGAGGAGGUGGUGGACGAGGACAGGGCUGCGUGCUCCGACAGAUUCACCUCAACGUAACAGACCUGGGCCUGGGCUACAGCUCCGGUGAGGAAAUGAUAUUCAGAUACUGUUCAGGACCCUGCAGAAAGUCAGAAACCAACUAUGAUAAAAUCCUGUUUAACCUGGUCAACAAAAGGAAACUCCCCGCCAAAGACGUGCCCCUGCAAGCCUGCUGUCGGCCAAUCGCGUUUGACGAUGACCUCUCCUUUCUGGACGACAACCUGAUUUACCACACUGUAAGGAAACACUCUGCCAGGAAAUGUGGCUGUGUGUGAAUUUAUGUCACAUAGAAUAGGAUUUAGGCUAUUAGUUAUACUUCAUAUUUUUACAUUAAAACUAUGCUGCAUAAUGUGAUUGUAAAAGUCAACAGGUGGCAGUAUUAGUUGUUCUGUUUAAUGAUUAAGUUCUUUUACACCUAAUCUGCUGCAAAGACAAUGAACUCUCUAAUGGUUACAGUUUUCAAACUACAUAUUUGAUACUAAAAAGGAAGAACUGGCUACUAGUGACAUCCUCUUGAAUAUGUCAGUCACACAUGAAAAACGAUUUAUAAAAUGUAUAUUGUUUUAACUUAUUGACAUAUUUAUUUCCCUUUAUAAAGGUAUAAAUGCUAUUUAUUGCUGUGAAUGGAUAUCCUCAAAUAUUUUAACAUGUUAACAUAAGAGUUUCUAUUAUAGGAGGUGAUGUUUAGGGUUCUUAGUUGAUCUGCACAGUCGAGUAAGGAUGCUGUUUUUUUCUCUUUACAUCAUUUGGCUAUCAGUCUUUCAGUUAUGGUUAUAUAUAAUGCAGGUUUAUCAAGUUUAAAGGAUUUGUUUUUCCAUCAAUAAAGAAAAUACAAUUUUAAAGUGAAGCAAACAAAAAUCUGAUUUCUGUUAAAUGGGGAUCUGUAAAUAAAAGCACAUUUGCUCUAUUAAGGUAUAGGGGAAGAUUCCCUUUCUACUAAACCAUGUAGUUCAACCAUUUCUAUGGGUUUUUGAUAUGUAGUUGUAUUUAACCAAGCUUAGAAAAUGGGUCAGCCCAAUCUGCUUUUAGAUUGAAAUUCCCGUGUAUUUAUUUUUAACUUUACUAUCAGUGCAGUGAAUAUUUUGCCGUUGAUAUUUUUUAAGUGUCCCUCUGCAUCAACAAUCUGUUCUUACAGACUAAAUUUGUAACAUUCCAGAAUUUACCCAGGGUGUGUAAUGACAGAAGAGCCACACUUUGGAGCCCCUUUUGUAAAUUUGCUGCUAUCUAAACUAUCUAAUGCUUGAAAUAGCCUUAAUAUUUGCGUCUUUCUAUGACACUUUAAUCCAUUUUUGUCAUGCUUAUCGCUGCUGGGGUGGCGAGAGGUACUGGUGCCUAUCUCCAGCUGUCAGCGGGCGAUAGGCAGGGUACCCCAUGGACACCAGUCUAUCGCAGGGCAACCAAGAGACAAACAAUCAUUCAUGUACAUACUUACACAUACCGAGAAUCUAGAAUAGAAUAGAAUAGAAAAUCCCUUUUUUGUCCCCCAAUCGGGAAAAUGUGGUUUUACAGCAGCAAAAGGAUUAUAGAAAAAAUUAUCACACAAAUUUGGACAUUAUAAGAGUGUGUAAAAUAACAUAAUAGUGAAGAGUGAAAAAAAUAUAUGUAUAUAUAAAUUACUGUACUGUAAGGUGUUAUAAAUACCGUGUACCUGGAGAAUAAAUAACCAAUGUACAGCUGUGGGCAUUUUUACAGUAAUUCAAUUUUAAAACAGCAGCAAUGUCAGAUAUGUGCAAAAUGACAGCAGCCUGUUAUUUAGCUGACUAAGAGAUACAAACUAUGCAAAAAUUGGCAUGAAGGUAACUUAUUGAGCUUGUUAAAAAUAGUAAUUAUUAUAAAGAGCUGCUGGGUGGAAGGGCCUGGGAUAAUGCUAACUGUUGCAUUUAGGGGGCAGCAACCGGUCACUGAAGGAGCUUUCCAGUUCUGCAACAGUUUCAUGCAUGGAGUGAAAGACAUCAUCCAACAGAGUUGUUAAUUUAGUUAGGAUCCUUUUGUUUACCACCUCCAAUUACAGAGCUAGCCUUCCUGAUCCGCUUAUCAAGCCGCUUUCUCUCAGCUACAGAUAAGCCACUGCUUCAGCAGUCAGCUCCAUAGAAGAGAAGCCAAUAGAAAAGCCAAUUAACCUAACAGUCAAGUUUUUGGACCGUGGGAGGAAGCCGGAGUACUCUGAGAGAACCCAUGCAUGCACAGGCAGAACAUGCAAACUCCAUGCAGAAAGACUACAGGCCGGGAAUCGAACCCAGGACCUUUUUGCAGCAACGCCACCCACUGUGCAAAAAUCUGACAAAUAUAGAAUUCCUUUUAGAUUAAAUACAUCCCAAAAAAAUUAUAAAAGCAGUAGAAAGAAAAUAUUUUAGAAACACUGAAACCAAAGCCUAUCUGACUGGAGUUAGAAAUAAGUUAGAGCUCUGUCCCCUUUACUGACCUCUCUUCUAGAGUUGCGUAAGAAGCCUUAAAAUAAAUAAACUUGAAAACUUUAAAAACUAAAGCCCAUUUUAAAAUCCGUUGCUAUUCACAAAAAUUGCUAAUAUGAAUUAGUUUGAGGACUUGGACAGAAGAAUGGGUUCUGCUAUAUGUGUUAAGGGGGCCAUUUUUUAUUGAUUUGUUCAGUUAUAGUUUAUUUGCAGCUUCUGUAAUAUUGUCUUCUACCAUGUCCUGCUUCACUCUGCUCUAGUAAAAAAAAAAAAAAAAA